UCAUGCAUCAGGGCCCCCUCUCUCGUGAGCGAGGCGGUCCUUGGACACGAACACUGUGUCGGGCCAGUUAGAUCCAUCAUCAAGUGAUGGACCUGGGUGCGAGAUGGUCACACCUUCGUUCUUCAACGUCUCCUGCAGACAGACAGACAGACAGACAGACGGAUGAGCAACCUGGUCGUGAACCACCACACUUAUGUCUUGUCGCUUCCUCACCACCGCGUGCUUGCAUGCCAUGGCAACCACCGUCUGGACCGCCUUGUGUGUCUUGCCCUCCACAGUGAAAUCACGAGAGCCGGAAGGGCACCCGCGACAGUGCACCCAAACCUUGAUCCGCUGCGAGUCCUCGUCGUACCCGGCCACCAUGGUUACGCCGUCGGGCUGCAAGAUGGGCUGGUACACAUCGCGAAUGGUGGCCUGAGCGUUGGCGAGCAGCUCCGUCCAGACUGCAGGCAGUACAAAAAGACAGACACUUCACAACAAUCGGCGGUGUGCGUGCACAUAUGAGCCGGUGGCUCCUACGCGGAGGCGUGUUGUCGCUGCUCGAGGUGGGGAUGGCGGCAGGUGCGGAUGGCAUGCAUGCCGCACCGUCGUGGCUUGGCGAUGUUGGGCGGCCAGAGAAGAGUGGUUCUUCGGCCUGCAAGCACAAGGCGGUGCAUACACCGAUCCGUGUAUCAUUGUGCAUACGAGGCGCCAUGCAGCUCAUACCAUGGGAGGCGGGGCAGCUGAGAGAUUCAAUGGCAUCGGAACAUCCUGAGGGAAAGGUGCAAGCAGCCCCAUCCCGACACGCCCCAUUGUGUCAUCAGCGUCCUUUCUGUGCCCCACCUGCUGGAUGGAGGCCCUCGUCGAUUCGCUGGCGUUGGGUCGGGCAGCAGUGUUCGCUGCCAUGGCAACACCUACAGAGGACCAUGCGCAUGAGAAUCAAGCAAAUGGAUGGAUAGACACCCUACUCAUGCUGCCGCCAUCACAGCAUUGUGGGUGCCACACGGACUCGCUCACGGCCUGAUGGAUGGGUGUGCGUCUGCACAGAGCCUGAACAGACGAUCGCGAGAAUGGAUGAGCCUGCUGUGUGUGAAUGUGGUUCGUCGCAUGGUACCUCACUGAUGGGCGAGUGCUGGGCGUCGUUCGCCUGCUCCAUCAAGUCCAUUGGAGCACCAUAGUCGAUGGCUGGGGGCACCAGCGGCAGCGGCGAUGAAGCGUACACGCCCGACGGCUGAAGGAAACACACACGCACAAUGAUCAUCAUGACGUACACACCAUCGCUUGACGGCUUGCCAGUAAGGUGUUGUGUCCAAGUGCAUGGCUGGCCACUGGUACGCCCCCGGCAGCGACGGCGGCAGCAGCUGUCUGGACCAGCUCCGCAGUCACCGGCACGCCCGUGGAAAUCGCCGGCAAGAUUUGAGGGUGUGACUGCAGCGGAUGGAACCUGAAUGGAGAGCAGACAGAGGCACACGCGCAGACAGAGCUUUCUGUUUCGGUGUGGUGUGUGUGUGUGGCUGUUUCCGGCUCACCGGCGCUGCGUGUGGUUGUGUGCAGACGGCAGGGGCACCUGACAGACAUUGGCCCCACUUGCGACCUGACAGUGACAGGGGGUCACAGAGUGCAGCCAAGGACGCUGUCAUCUGGCCGGCCGGCCCGCCAACGUUCGUGUAGGCGGCUCACCUGAGCAUGGUUGUCGGCUCGGAUCUGCCCAUCCUCACGUCCACGGUGUCUGGCCGACUUGGCAGCGCGGUCCUGCAGAGACCAUUUGGUCUCUGGGUGCGCUGCUUCUUCGUUUGUGACGUGCAUCUAGAUGUCGUACCUGAGGGUCGCUACUGGCGACACUGCCGUUGAGUCGCUUGGGGCGGGGCGCCUGAGAUGAGAAGAACGAAGUCCCAAGAGGCACACACAUCAAUCGACACACACACAUAUGCAGAGAGAGGACAGACAGUUGGUCUCACCGGGGGGAUCGGCAAUUGAAUAGGACGGCCGGCACGAGCAGCAACAGCAGCAGCAGCAGCAGCAGCCUGCAGUAGACAGGGGCAGCGCAAGGCACAUUCAGGUUGCCAGUGCACGGCAGAUACCCUGCGUCUUCUCACCUGAACGCUUUCAGCCCCUUUCCCCAUCCUAUCUUCAACGACGUUUCUGAAGCUUCUGCCUUGCUGGGCGGAAGUCACGACAGCCUGCACAACAGCCGUGGUGAUAAGAGAGGAUCUGAUGCUGCGUGUGGACCUUACCUGGUAGAUGAAGGGAUCCACCGACUGCCUCCGCAGCUCCAGCUGCAUACACACACACAUCAGGAAUGGGACAGUGAACAUGUGUCUGUGCGCCUGUGGGUGCGGGCGCGUACCUGCUGAAUCAUCAGAGGACGCUGCUCGGCGUAGAGACGCUGCUCGUGCCGACGAAGCGCCUCUGCCCUGAGUUUCUUGACCUGGUUUGCCGUCAUGUGAGGCAGGUACAUGCGGCGGAGGUGGUCGGUCUUCCAGUGGUCGCUCUUGUUGGCGAAGGCCCUGCCGCACAGCUGUCCGUUCUCGAUGACGACGCACGUCUCGACGAACUUGGCCAAGCCCCUGCUGUACUUGACCGGCGUGAAGGGGAUGUGACCCCCCGGCUGGCCUUUGUAGUGCACGUGUAAGGCCGUGCGGGGGUCGUGGCUGCCCCGGGGCGCUGGCUGCUGUCCCGGGAGGGAUGCAAAGGGCGGUAGGAGGAUCUGCUUCCGGUGUAAGGAGCCUCCUGCCUCCCUCUUCCUCCCUCCAACUGGACCAUUGCCAGACCGAAGCGCGUUCAAGUCCUCGACGUCCGCGGCUGUGAUAGCGAUAUCCCAUCCCUCGCCGAAGAAGUACUCGACGCUCUCUUGGGUGAGCCAUAUGGGGCUGGGAGUGUUGGUGAAGAGGGGGUCGACCGUGGUCCUGGAGCGAGCCGUGUCCAGCUGGAUCCACCGCCAGUACUCGGCCGCCCUCUUGAGGACGUCAUGUGCCGAUGCCGUGUUGGGAUCUGGGCAGACAAGCGGACAGUGACGCUCACGCCAGCCAGCGCAUGUCCCGUGUCGGUGUCGUAUUGUUACCCAGGGGAGAUGGAGGAGCUGGACGAGAGCUCGGCGCAUUUUUCCUUGGGCCCCUCUUCUCCUUCGUCUGUUUCUCCAACACACAGCAUGAACACACAAGCACGUCCCCACGUAGGAUGCUUUCAGUUUCGGUGAGCUUGCCAUACGUGAUGCCCCCCAGCGGCCGCAGCAGCCGAGGAAGAUACGCCUUCUGCCUCGCUGUCUGACGAGUCACGCAGCGACGGAGGUGGGUCGCCUAUGGACAGAUGCACAAGCAAAGCAACACAUGCAUGGCGCACCGUCGUGCUUCUGAGGGCAAUACCUCACCAGCGGCAUAUGGUGGGUGCAUCGGAGCUUGGCCGUCUUGCAGCUGGUUUGACAUAUAGGCCACGUCACAAUCCACUGAAACACAGAAGGCGGAGGACAGUCAGCUGAGUGCGCAUGUUCACUUCUGCGCCUACGUUGCAUGUCCGGAGGCGCAUAGUCACACGGCCGCCACUGCUGAGGAACAUCAGCUGACAAAAGGCACACGGAGGCGUGCAUGAGAUGGCUCUAUGGGCAGACGUGUGUCACGUGAGUCACCUGCGAGCGUCUCCGUGUUGUCCGGUGACUGCCAGUCGAUUUCACCGGGCAGACCGAAGCCUGAGGCAGAGCCCAACAAACGACAUUAUGCAGAACAUACUGGUGUGGCGCUUUGGUGCCUGCGGCGCACCGUCUGCGUCACCGACGACUUGAAACCAGACGGGGCUGAGCAGCUCAGGAACGACCGAGUCCGCGCACCCUGAGCAGACGCGCACGGGGCAUAAGCACAGUGGGUGGGUGGGUGGGUGUCUCAGCUGACCUUCCAUCUCGAUACUGACGUAUUCCCCUGAUUUGUGGACUUUGCGGAUCGGUAUACCGGUCGCUUCGGCCUUGGAAAAGACCUCAGCCUCAUCGGCCGCAAGCACCCACAUUCUCACGGCUGACAGGGAAACACACAAAAUAGAACCGUGUGAAUGUGUGCACUCAGGGCUGACGGACGUAGGCAUCAAUCGAUACAAUGCAAUCAUCCCUGUUCUCAGCACUCACCGGCAGGCGGGGCGACGCUGGUCAUUGCAGACCGAUCAGGCAUGUCGAUCUGCCCAUGGGCACUCUCUCCUCCUGAGAUCAGUCAGGUCAACAGCACACGUGCCAUGUGAAUGAGUGCAUUCGCGCAUGGCCCUCUCUCAGCUGCUCACCCAUCGGUGUGUCGGCUGCCGGCUGCUCCACAUGGUGGUCCUGAGAGCGAGACAGCACAGAGGUGCCUUGAUGAGGAGUUGCAGCGGCUUCCACAUCACUCACGCGUACCUGCCCGCUGCCGCCCAU
Vitrella brassicaformis is the source of this 4363-nucleotide messenger RNA. NCBI's taxonomy places the organism in Eukaryota, Vitrellaceae. The record is from the annotation of a GenBank genome assembly.